UAAAAAUCACAUCCCUGAUUGGUAUUUAGGGGAACCCCCUACGAUAAGCGUAUAAAUUGAAUUGUCUGACUAAAUUUCCUCGCAGACGUGUGUUGCUUGUUAUCGGUGUUGUGUGUACCUAUUAGUUCGGCGUAUAGAAAUUGUAUUCGUUCCCAAUAAUCAUGAAUAGGGACGAAGAUGAGCUGUCGAAGAAAAUAUCUUCAAUUAAUUUAAAGUCUGAUAUAAACAUUCUUCUAUUGGGAGAAACUGGAGUUGGAAAAUCCACGUUUAUAAACGCAAUGGCAAAUUACUUGCAUUUUAAGGACUUUAAAGAAGCAGAAAAAGAUAGUCUGCAAAUUUUGAUUCCAACAUUGUUCUCUAUAGAAGACAAAAAUGGCGUUACUAAGGAAGUACGUUUGGAUGAUAAGGAAGAUCGAAAUGAGAAUUUACAAGUUGGGGAUUCUGCGACUCAGGACGUAAAGACAUACGUUUUUCCGAUUUACAAUGGAGCUACCAACGUAAGAUUAAUUGACACUCCAGGAUUAGUAGACACUAGAGGUAUUGAACAAGAUAAACAAAAUUGCGAAAACAUCCUCGACUAUCUAGGAAACCUACACGAACUCCAUGCGAUUUGUAUUCUUCUGAAAACAUCUACCACUCGGGUGACACCCAAUUUUGAGUACUGUAUCAAAGAAAUUCUUACUCAUUUGGAAAAAUCUGCGGCCAACAACAUUAUUUUUUGCUUUACUAAUUCAAGGGGAUCUAACUAUACUCCAGGAGACACAAACGCUUGCAUGGAGAAAGUUAUCGAAAAUAUUCAAAACAACCCUCCAAACGUUAGAAUUCCAUUUAAGAAAAACAAAUUUUGUUUUGAUAAUGAAUCCUUUAGAUAUUUGGCUGCUGUUAAAAAUAACGUUGAACUCGAAAACUCGGUUAAAGUUAGCAGUAUUUUAAGUUGGAACAAGUCCUCGGAACAAUGUUGGAACAUGAUAAAAUACAUUGUUGGAGAUGCCACCAAUCAACCUUUAAUUCCCCAUCAAGUAAAAACUACCAUAAGCAUAAAUGAAACCAGAAGGAUGAUAGGUUACCUAUCUCAGCCAAUGUUAGACAUCAGUCAAAACAUCGAAAAUAACAUUCGUAUUCUAAACAGACAUAAGAGCAUUGAGUUAUCUGAUAAUCAAACAUUAGACGAAUUAAAGAAGAAACUUUACAUGCCAGUUAUAAAUUUGCAGUGUACCAAAUUGACCCAACCUGUAACGGUUUGUACAAGUAUUGGCUGUACUGAGGUUUUAAAGGUGGAAGGAACCAAUAGUGUUAACUAUAUUGCAAGAUGCCACGAUCCUUGUUAUUUAAAUAACAUUCAAAAGGAAUUAAUAGGUGACGCAGGUUUGAUCAACUGUUCUUCUAUGUCCAAUAAAAUGUGUAACAAGUGCUCAUGUAGCUUUAUGACACACAUGCAUAUCUAUUAUAUGACCAAAAAAGUUUCAGCUAAUAUUGUUGACAAAAACACAGAAAAAAAUAUUAACAAUAAAACGGCAUUACUGGAGGAAGUUAAAAAACUUAUUAGAAAUUGCGAAGAGAGAGUGAAAGAGCUAAAAGAAGAGCAUGAAAAGAUAGUAGUAGCGGCUGCUUCCUUUGCAAAUUUUUUGUCUGUAAAUGCAAUUACUCCUUAUAAUGAUGCAUAUGCUAACUACAUAAAUUAUUUAAUUAAAAGAGAGGAGGGUUUGGGUUCCGCUGCUGAUCACCAAGCUAUUGAUCAUUUAAACAGACUAAAAGAACGAUACGAUGAAUUAAAAAAAGCUUUUGAACAUGCUAAUAUGGUAGAGCCAGUUACACCCCAUAAAAUUAAAAAACGAAUUGAGGAACUGUAUGCGUUAAAACACUAUGGGAAAAAGAUAAAGGAAAUGUAUCAAUCACAGAAGGUAUCAAGAAAAAAGGAGUAUGAAAACACUGAGUACAUUCACAAAAUGCCUCUUCAACAGGCCGGUGCAACUAAGAAGGCCAAUAAGCCAAAAUAUGUAAAUAAAAAUGCUAACAGAGGUGGUAAUCCAAAACCAAAACCUCCAACUUAUGAGGAGGCUACUGGUAAGCCUCAUAAUCGUCCACGCCGUAGCAAUUCUGAUAAUUUUAACCAUCCUCCUUUGCUUAUGCACGGUCACGUUCCAAAUCCUCCCCCACCCCAUCAUUACCAAUAUCCCUAUGGACCUUAUGCACCUGCUCCAGGUUAUGCGGCUGCUUCAGGAUAUGCUCCUGCCCAAGGUUAUGCGCCUGCUCCAGGUUAUGCGCCUGCUCCAGGUUAUGCGCCUGCUCCAGGUUACGCGCCUCCUCCACCAACUUCACCAUACAAUUAUGGUGGCCAUCAAAAUCAGCAAAACAAGAAGAAGAACAAACAAAUACAAGUAGUAGUUAAUAUUCCAAACCCGGAAUAUCAAGAAGGUCAAGAUCAAGCAUAUCAACCUGGACCAAAGCAACCUCCAAGAAAUCCUUAUUAUCCCCCACCUCAGCCUGGACAACCUCCCUAUUAUCAUCCGCAACCCUAUAACCCCCCAAAUCAGUCCUAUGCUUCCCCAUAUCAACCGAAUCCGCAGCAUGCACCUGGUCCUGCAUAUCAAUAUCUUAACAAUGAAGGUCAGCGUGGAGGUCAACGUGGAGGAGGUCAGCGUGGAGGAGGUCAACGUGGAGGUCAACGCGGACGGUUACAAAAUCCCUCUGGAAAAGCAUUUAAUGUAAAGGAUUUAAAUCAGCCUAACAAAGGAAAUCAAAGCAGAGGCCGUGGUAACUUUAAAAGAAACGUUCAUCACAAGGGUUUAAAAAGCAAAAAUGAUUCCGAUGAUUCAGACAACUCUGAAAUGUAAUUCAGUUAUUAUUUAUGAAACGUAUGUCCUACUAAUACUUAAUUUGCUUUAGCGGAAAAAAUACCAAUAUCAUUGUAAUAUAAUGGACAUCAUCUUGUAGUUUUGUUUGUUUGGGUUACUCCUGAUGUGGAAAUUAUACAAAUAACAAUAUUAUAAGUUAUAACUUUUAAAUAUAGUACAUAUAUUUAAAUUAAUAUAAUGUACACUUACUUAAAUAUUAGGUUCUAUCCUAGAAUUAAGUUGUUUUAAACCCUGUCCAAUACAACAAGGAACGUGGUUUUUAUAUAUAAUACCUAACUGUUUUUAUAUAGAAAAGACCUCGUAUUUUGCUAUAUUGGACAGGGUUUACAAAGGUGUAUUAUUCCACAAUCUCAGUUUUAAAUUGUAUAACCCUUUAAUUUUUAAAUUAAAUAUUUAAUUACAAAGGCUGAUGUUCUCAAUGAUAUUAAGGGUGUUUUAUUGCAUGUAGGAAUAAAGCAAAUUAAUUUCAAAUAGAUUGCAGUUUUACCAGAGAUUUGAUGAGUCGACUCGAGUUUUUUUACAUACGUUUCAUAUAAAAUAGUUCUGGUGUUGAACUUAAUUAGAGAUUAAAAUGUAUACCUACUAAACUAUGUAUAUUAAGAUAGUUAGUAUGGGUUUUUUUUACUUAUUAUUAAAGAAUAAAUUUAUUGCAAGAUUAUACAAUUUGACUGUAGCAAUUUUAUACACAUGCAAAGUAGAAAGAUUAUAAAUUAUGUUUUACCUGGUUUAAUUGUGCCUACACACGUUUAAACCCCAAAGUAAGCGGUAAAAAUUAACCCUUAUGGUUUAUUGUGACGUUAAACAUUGUAUUUAAAUGGCAAAUACGCAUAUUGACCUAACUACGUCAUCAAUAUGCGUCCUGUGGAUAUGACAGGUGUGUAAUAUUAUUGUUUCAGUUAAUAUAAAAUUGUAUUUUCAUAAUCAUGAUUUUUGGUAGAUACAGUUGGUAAAUGUAAAUCAUAUCCAGGAUAAUUGUGAUACCAUAAUCGUUGAGUGAGUACACGCGAUAAUAUGAUAGGUAUAUUAAUAAUAUAUAAUAUAAUAACAUUAUACUUUGGUAUCUACAUAAAGAUAACUAAAGUUAUAAAUUAUAUUCUUUAUUUUUAAAUAAGAAUGUCUUAUCUUUCAAAUUAGUUUUACUUUAAAAUUUAUUUUAAAUUAUAAUAAUACAAUAUGAAAUAUAUAGGUAUUAUAAUAAAAAGGCAUACUUUAUUUAAUUAAUAUUUUUAAACAUAAUUUGUUUUAUUUUAUGGUGGUGGUAUAUAAUGAAAGAGUUAUUUUAUGGUGGUGGAAUAUAAUGAAAGAAAGUUAAUUUUAUAAAACUAUCUGAACAUAAAAAUAAAGGUCUAAAAUAAUUUAAUUUUUUUUAUUAUAAUAA
Brassicogethes aeneus is the source of this 4233-nucleotide messenger RNA. The record is from the annotation of a GenBank genome assembly. NCBI's taxonomy places the organism in Eukaryota, Metazoa, Arthropoda, Insecta, Coleoptera, Nitidulidae.